Molecule: messenger RNA, 1536 nt
Organism: Phalaenopsis equestris
Lineage: Eukaryota; Viridiplantae; Streptophyta; Magnoliopsida; Asparagales; Orchidaceae
Exons: 3
Coding region: 77-1063 (328 amino acids)
Source: RefSeq, a predicted model, not a curated record
GUUGCAUUUUAUGUACAUGCCCCAUGACUCGUGGCCUUAUUAGGGUUUAGAGAUCGCCGGCUGGCGGUUAUCCGCAAUGUCAAUUGCUUCUCCGUCGGCGCUCCGUCGAUUGCCGAGAGGUUCUUGCUCUAUUCUCCAACUGAAACUCAUCUUCCCCUUCCGUCGCUGCACUCCUCUCUUUGGUGCGGAUCGCAGAUUCCAUGGCAACCGAGACGGUCUAGGUUGCUGCCAUACUCUCAUGCGCUCUCCAGAAGUUCUGUUCAGAGCAUCAAGGUACUAUGCUCGAGAUCACAGGCAAUACGACCUCUUCAACAAUCGAAACCCUGGCGAUCAAGAAUUCAGAAGAGCAUGGGCACAAGAUGUGGAUGACGAUGAUAGCUUGUGGACAGCGAGUGACGAAGAUGAAGAUGACAGAAAAGUCGACAUCAAUCUCAACAAAGAAAUUAAAAAAUUAAAGAAGACUGCCAAGGAAAAUGCCGAACUUGUCGAUGCCGAUGACAGCGAUGAAUUAAGAAGUCUUUGUUCCGAAAGCGAUGAAGAGAUGAACCUUUGGAGCGGCACUGAGGAUGAUGACGAUGACGACAUUCCUACUGAGCCGCACCCGAACGAGCGGAGUGAUCCUUACAUCGACAAAUUGUUUGAUUUUGAAGCGACGCCGAAGAAUCGAACUUUUGCGGACAUAAUGGAUGCCGUCAAUGCUGAAGACAAACCUCCAGAGCUGUCUCCGGGACAACAAGCGAGAAAACUCGCCGUCGAGAAUGCGUUGAAGAAGUUGAAGAAAGGACCGGAUGGGCGCUACAUUAAUGUGUGGGAGGUAAUGAGUGAUGUAGACAUUCUUGUUGGGGCUUUUGAAAAAAUUGUUUCAGGUCCUGAGUAUGCAGAACUGCGUGAGGGUGGACCAAAAAAGUUAAAUUUGCAGUUUUUUAAGGAUAUACAGGCAAGAAUGAGAGACCCAAAAUUUCAAUUUUCUCCUGAGUUGAGGCUGAAACCAAAGAGCAAAUUAGUGUCAAGAAAAAAGUGGCAGAAAGUGCAAUCCAGAAAAAGAAAAGAUGAAAGGCGCUAGAAUGAGGAAGGUUUAUUGGCACCAUUUGAAGCUUUGAUGGCAAGUUGAAUGUAGUAUCAAGUUGUGAUCUCCACUAAAUGCUAGUAAGCAUAAAGAAAAUUUUGGCAAGCUACAAUUGUAAAGCCAAAUCCGCCUGAUUGAGGUUUAGGCCUUGAUGUAUAUGGGUUGAGUUUGAGUCCGAGGCUAAUCGGUCGGCUAAGAGGAAAUCAUCACAUCUAAAUCAUCACGAAAAGCUCUCCAAAAACAUCAAAGCAAGCAUGUUCGACAUUAGAGCUGUUGGUUUAAUGUCAUUGAGCAUCACAUUUGCUCGCUUAGCUCACCCAAGAUAGUCAGCCUCAAGGCCAAUCACACUUAAUCAUUCAAGGUACUUUUCCGAGUUACUCAUUAGAAUUAUGAGCCGAUGGCUUCAUUUGAAUUUGUUUCACGUGUGAAAUUCGAAGUACGUUGCUUAUGUAAUCAAAUAGUUGUAUGAU